Molecule: messenger RNA, 1598 nt
Organism: Manis pentadactyla (Chinese pangolin)
Lineage: Eukaryota; Metazoa; Chordata; Mammalia; Pholidota; Manidae
Product: nuclear envelope pore membrane protein POM 121-like
Exons: 3
Coding region: 32-790 (252 amino acids)
Source: RefSeq, a predicted model, not a curated record
AGCAGGUCCCGCUGGCAGUGGGGGCUUUAGGAUGAGCAUGGCUGCCCCCCACAGCAGCUCCACCACUGGGACAUUCAGCUUUGGGUUAGGACGGAGUGGGAGAACUGGUCUGAAGAACCCUUUCUGGGGAGCCUUGAAUCCGAACUCCCUGGGUGCAGCUGGCCAGAGCACACCCUCUCCCUUCCACGUGGCCAGCCCACCUCAGAACACGUCUGGGAUUACAGCCAUCACCUCGGCCUUUGCUGCUAUGACCCUGACCACCAGCAGCGGGACCAGUAGCUCAGUGUUUGGCGGUACUACCUUAUUGCCCAUCAUGUCCAGGGUGUCAGCAGGUCCCGCUGGCAGUGGGGGUUUUGUGAUCGGCAUGGUUCCACCCCACAGAAGCUCCACCACUGGAUCAUUCGUAUUUGGGUCAGAACGGAGUGGUAGAACUGGUCUCAAGAACCCUUUCUGGGGAGCCUUGAAUCUGAACUCCCGGGGUGUAGCUGGCCAGAGCACACUCUCUCCCUUCCACGUGGCCAGCACACCUCAGAACACAUCUGGGAUUGCAGCCAUCACCUUGGGCUUUGGAGCUAUGACCCAGACCACCAGCAGUGGGACCAGUAAUUCAGUGUUUGGCAGCACUACCUCAUCGCCCUUCAUGUCUGGUGUGUCAGCGGGCCCUUCUCACAGUGGGGGCUUUGGGUUGAGCGUGGCUGCCCCCCACAGCAGCUCCACCACUGGGGCAUUCGGCUUUGGGGAGGACAGAGUGGGAGCACUGGUGGCACGACCCCUUUCUGGGGUGGCUUGAUUAAGAACUCUCUGGGUGCAGCUGGCCAGAGCACACCCUUUGCCUUCCAUGUGGCCAGCAUUCCUCAGAACACGUCUGUGUUUGCACAUCAGAUUUGGAAUGGGCUCGGUGCCGGAGUCCAGCUCCAGCUGACAUGUGGGUCACAAAGGAAAGAACAGCGUCAGCGAGUGAGAUCAAUGAGGAGACGAAACACCCAAUUAAAGUUGUAACAUCUCCUGACAUCAAGCAGCAGGGUCUUUAUUUUUGUAUCUACGGUUUACAUAAUGUUGAACAUUUUUUAAAAUUAUGAAUAAUACAAUCCUUUUUCUGUCAGUUUACAUAAUUUCAGCUUAUUACCCUUAAUUAAAUAUCAUUAUUUCUUCUAAUAGUAGCCAUUUAACAUUUAAUUUUUAACUUUCCCCUAGUCUAUUGUGAUUAGUAAUUCAUGUAAGCUACAUGCUAGGUGCUAAACAGAAAAUGGCGUAAGACAGCAUGUGGGUUAAGCGUGUGGGCUAUGAUUUUUACUUUAAGCAUGUAAGAUUAUAUAGACUUUUAGAUAUGUGUCUAAGGUAUGCGUCUAAGGCUAUAUAAAGUUAAACAGGUUAUAUAAAAUGCAAGCUAUAUGUCUUUUGGUUAUUAAGUGUAGCUAUAUUAUUAAUUAAAUCCUAUCCAACACAUGUGGGUUGAAACUUACAUCUAAAAUCUAGGGACGGUACUCCUAUCACCCAUUCCUUAACAUUCCUAUGAUAAUAAUGUAAAGUUAUGCUCUUUAUAAUCUGGCACCAGCAGUUCUCAAAGUGGCCUGUGAACCCUGGGGAACUCCAUGACA